AUGGCCUCCGCACUUGAGAACGAGCUCAAGUCCCAGGGCGCGGUCGAAGCUGCUCAGGAUCCAGAUUCUUCUGUCACUGCAGAAGAUGCUGAAAAAGUUCUGAUUGCGGAAAGCAAGAAAGCCGGGGCAACUGCUCUCACCUUCGAUCCGAAUGCUUCCCCAGAAGAGAAGGCCGCACAAGCUAGAUCUCAGCAGAAUCAUACCAAACGUCCCCCAAAGGGAGUUGGGAUUGCUACGGAUCUGGAUGGUGGACCAGACCAAUAUGACCUCCCACCCCCCGAACCUGUGGCCGCUGGACAAAAGGCCGAUACAGCGACGAAUGGAGCACCUCCUGAACAGCAAGAGGAUUGGUCCAAGGUUGGAUGGGCGCCGCGGUUCGGCUCUGGGGAGACAGAGGAGGAUAAAGACACAGGUAAUCUGCUAGAUCAUCAGACUCUGUUGGAAUCAAAGCUAGAUGAUAGGUUCUAUGGUGAUUGGUACCACAAUGCGGCUGUGAUCGUCUUUGCUUGCCUGUCUUCAUGGCUCGUCGCAACCCUGGGCGGUGGUCUGGGAUGGAUCUUUAUCAUCAUGGCAACCUGCGGUACUUACUACAGAACCUCCGUCAGACGAGUUAGGCGAAACUUCAGAGACGACAUCACGCGCGAACUGGGGAAGGCUCGCCUGGAGACCGACACCGAAAGCCUGGAGUGGAUGAACAGCUUCCUCGUCAAGUUUUGGCCCAUCUAUGCACCUCAGCUAGCCAAAGGUAUCGUGCAGUCAGUCGAUCAAGUCCUGAGCACCUCCACUCCGGCAUUCUUGGACAGCAUGCGGAUGGAGACUUUCAUUCUUGGAACGAAACCUCCCCGCAUGGAGCAUGUCAAGACCUACCCGAAGUCUGAAGACGACAUCGUCAUGAUGGACUGGAAGUUCAGUUUCACUCCAACAGACACGAUGGAUAUGACCGCCCGCCAGCUCAAGACCAAAAUCAAUCCAAAGGUGGUCCUCGAGAUUCGAAUCGGCAAAGGCGUUGUCAGUAAAUCCAUGAAGGUUAUCGUAGAAGAUUUCGAGUUCUCCGGUUCUAUGCGUGUCAAAAUGAAACUGCAAAUCCCGUUUCCUCACAUCGAAAGGGUUGAUAUCUGUUUCCUUGGACGCCCGACCAUCGACUACGUUUGCAAGCCGCUUGGUGGGGAGACAUUCGGAUUCGACAUCAAUUUCAUUCCCGGUCUAGAGAGCUUUAUCAAAGAGCAGAUUCACGGAAACCUGGCGCCGAUCAUGUACGAUCCAAACGUUUUCCCCAUUGAGGUGGCCAAAAUGCUCUCUGGCAAUCCCAUUGAUCUCGCAGUCGGCGUGGUGGCGAUUACCAUCUACAAUGCCCACGGCCUCAAGAACCCUGACAAAUUCUCCGGCACACCGGAUCCGUAUGUCGUUGUGUCUUUGAACGGUUCCAAGGAGCUGGGACGCACCAAAACCAUUCACGAAGAUGCCAACCCCCGAUGGAAUGAGACGCUCUAUGUUAUCAUCACCAACUUCACUGACUCGCUCACCCUUCAAGUCUAUGAUUAUAACGAUGUCCGGAAAGAUAAGCAUCUCGGAACUGCCACGUUUGCGUUGGACAAACUUGAAGCUUCUCCUGAUCAUGAAGGUUUGAAUCUCGACGUUCUGGCAAAUGGAAAGCCUCGAGGAGUUCUUUCGGCCGACGUCCGCUUUUUCCCUGUCAUCGAGCCUGAGAAAUUGCCGACUGGCGAAAUCCUUCCUCCGCCAGAGUCCAACACCGGCAUUGCACGCCUUACAAUCGAGCAAGCCAAGGAGCUGGACGGCAGCAAGAGCAUGGUCGGAGCUCUCGAUCCUUAUGCUGUCCUUCUACUCAAUGGCAAAGAAGUUCAUAAAACGAACACACUAAAGCAUACCAACAAUCCCGUCUUCUCAGACAACACCAAAUCUGUUCUGAUUACGGAUCGGAAAAAGGCCCGUCUUGGGCUGGUCAUCAAGGACAGUCGAGGCCUCUCUACCGACCCGAUCCUUGGUACAUACCAGAUCAAAGUGGAUGACAUGAUGAAGGCCGUUGACAAGGGUCAGGAGUGGUUCAACUUGCACGGUUCGAAAUCAGGCAAAGCGAAGCUUCUCUUGGACUGGAAACCCGUCGCCCUGAAGGGUUCAAUUGGAUCUGGCGGUUAUAUUACACCCAUCGGUGUCAUGCGCAUCCAUCUGCAGAGUGCCAAGGACCUUCGAAACUUCGAGACCUUGGGCAAAUCGGAUCCCUAUGCUAGGGUGCUGUUGUCAGGCAUUCCCAAGGGCCGCACAGUUACCUUCCAGAACGAGCUCAAUCCAGAAUGGGACGAGGUGGUAUACGUCCCGAUGCACACUCCCUCGGAGCGCCUGGUUAUCGAGGUCAUGGACGAAGAAAAACUCGGCAAGGAUCGCUCCCUCGGUUUGGUCCAAAUCGCAGCCUCGGAUUACAUCGUUGAGAGCGAAGAGGGCGGCUACGAAGUGCACGACUCAAAGACGUUACAUUCGGACGGGUUGCGUCUUGGCGGUACAGGCGGCCAGAAGGGUGUAAUCAACUACACCUGUGCAUUCUAUCCAACCCUGAACGUUCUCGAUCCUGAGGAGGAGGAAGAAGAACGCAAAGCGCAGGCUGCCAUGGAGAAUGCGACUGUUGUGAAUGGCACGGCGUCCCACAAUAAGAAGCCUUCCGUCGAUUCCAAACCGUCUAGUGAGAUAACGCCCCGCAAUCUCGACACUCGGGCGAGCUUAGACACGGCCGGGCGGUCGCCAACAGCAGGCUCUUUCGUCGAAUUGCUCGCAUCAAACAAAAAACAGGCACCGAAGGUCAAGAUCACCGCCGAUGACCUCAGCAAAUACGAAUCUGGUUUGAUCAUAUUCAAUCUGGUCGAAGGCCAUUUUGCCGAUACGAAUAUGCAUCUUGAAUUGCUCAUGGACGAUCAUGUGUUUCCCGCCUACACGUCUGCAAAGAUUCGACAAAGGGACUUCCACUUUGGCGAGACUGGGGAUGCUAUGGUUCGCGAAAUCGACAUGUCUCGGAUCACGUUGCGGCUAGUGGAGAAGGCCGACAAGACGGGGAAACAGGACGAGGACGAUAUCGUGGCCAAGCUGACCGGGCCAACCCUCACGACGCUACAGCAGUGCUUGUACACACCGACAGAGUUGACCCUGCGGGGCAACAACGGCGUGGUCAAUAAAGUGACCAUUCUUCUGAAGUAUGUCCCCGUGAAGAUGCAGCUCGACCCUAGCGAAAGCAUUAAUAACAUGGGCACAUUGAGAGUUGAUGUUCUGGAUGCUGCGGAUCUCCCAUCUGCGGAUCGAAACGGCUACAGCGAUCCAUACUGCAAGUUCAAACUCAACGGGAAAGAAGUUUUCAAAACAAAGACCCAGAAGAAGACAUUACAUCCUGCUUGGAACGAGUUCUUCGAGGUGGCCAUUCCCUCGCGCACCCAUGCUGAAUUCAAGGUCGACGUGUACGACUGGGAUUUUGGGGACAAGGCCGACUGGCUAGGCUCGGCGGCUCUCGACUUGACAGUACUCGAACCUUUGCGGGCACAAGAAUUGACAUAUGUCCUCGAUGGCAAAUCUGGAACCAUUCGACUUAAAAUGUUGUUCAAGCCAGACUAUGUCACCCGGAGCCGGCAGGGUACGUCGACCUUCCACGGUACUUUUGCACCGGCAGGUAAAGUGAUCGGCGCGCCAGUUAAGGGCGUGAGCAAAGUUGGUGGAGGAGUUGUGAAAGGGGCGUCUUUUAUUAAACGCGGAAUUAUUGGUCGAGGGAGCAGUAAGGACGACACGCCACGUGAAGUCAACGGCACUACUCCCGAACCAGAGCUGAGCACCUCUGCGAUCAAUACACCGAAUGCCACCCCCUCCCGGGCUCCUGUGUUGAUGGAUGGCACAGGUUCGCCGGCGACUCCCAGCAGCAUGCUGCAUAACCGCACCAAGAGCAGCCAUUCGACCAUGACCAACACUCCCAAGGGGGCUGACACCGGUACGGCGAGUUUCAUCAUUGUGUCGGCUAGCGGCUAUCCUCCCGGAGCAGAUGUCCGGGUGCACGUGAAGAUGUUGGGGGCUAGGGGAGCCAAAGAUCUUUUCAAGACCAAGGCUGUCAAGUCAUCGUCGGGCACUGUGGAGUAUGAUGUAAACCACGAGAAUUUCAAGGUGUCAUGCAGUGCCGACACACAGUUCCAGAUUGUUGUCAAGGACCACGACACAUUCCGUUCCAAGGAUCUCGGCGAAGGGCUCUUCUUCGUGUCUGAUCAAGGCGGCGGCUCGGAACAGACCGUCAAGGCAGGAUCGGGCAGUGUCACCAUCCGCAGCAGCUUCACAGCCAAUGCGGAAGCCAACGCCGACGGACUGCGGCCAACAACCAGCGGACGGGAUAGUCCAGACUCGAAGCGUGAAGGACGACGAAGUUUCUUUGGACGUCGCGAUGUGAGCGGAAGACAUGAGGCUCUUUGA
Messenger RNA from Exophiala spinifera, 4446 nucleotides. RefSeq lists its product as uncharacterized. The transcript is spliced from 5 exons. Lineage: Eukaryota; Fungi; Ascomycota; Eurotiomycetes; Chaetothyriales; Herpotrichiellaceae. The record is from RefSeq and is a predicted model, not a curated record. Gene Ontology annotation, molecular function: lipid binding. The coding region runs from base 1 to 4446 and encodes 1481 amino acids.